CGUCUCCUGGCGACCGUGGCACCGGAAGUGUGUUUUUAUGAAGCCGUUAAAAGCCAGUUGACGUCGGCUAGCUAACAUUAGCUGUCAGCCAGGUUCAGUCAUUGUGCAGGAUGGAGGUGACACGCCAAAAUUUUAAAGACAGUUUAAAGACGGUUUACAGUGCGAUAGAGGAGGCUGACUUCCUUGCCAUCGAUGGAGAAUUUUCAGGGAUAAGUGACGGUCCUAAUGUGAGUGCACUUACCAAUGGCCUGGACACACCAGAGGAGAGGUACACAAAGCUUAAAAAGCACUCCAUGGACUUUCUGCUGUUCCAGUUUGGCUUAUGCACAUUCACGUACGACCAGACAAAGUCAAAGUAUAUCAUAAAGCCUUUUAAUUUUUAUGUAUUCCCGAAACCGUUCAACAGGACCUCCCCUGACUUAAAGUUCAUCUGUCAGAGUUCCAGCAUUGACUUCCUGGCCAGUCAGGGGUUUGACUUCAACAAGGUGUUCUGUCAUGGGAUCCCGUACCUGAACCAGGAAGAGGAGGCCCAGCUGAGGGAGCAGACGGAGGAGAGGAGAAAUCAACAAGCCAACGGUAUCAAUAAUCAAUCCUUCAUCUCUCCAUCCUCCAAAGGCCCAGCACACGUACCUCAGGAACACAAGGACUACAUCAACAGAGUGAUAGGGAAGGUCGAGGCGCUCUUCACUGGCUCAGAGAAGACUUUGGACUUGGAGCCAUGCACUGGGUUUCAGAGAAAGCUGAUCUACCAGACUCUGAACUGGAAGUUUCCCAAGGGGCUUCAUGUAGAAACUGUGGAAACAGAAAAGAAGGAACGGUUCAUCCAGGUCAGCAAAGUAGAUGAUGAAGAGAGGAAGAGGAGGGAACAGCAGAAACUGGAGAGGGAGCAGGAGGAGCUAAAUGACGCCGUUGGCUUCUCCAGGGUGAUCCACGCCAUCUCCAAAUCUGGUAAACUUGUGGUUGGCCACAACAUGCUGUUAGAUGUGAUGCACACCAUCCACCAGUUCUACCUCCCUCUGCCAGAGGAUCUUCCAGACUUUAAAGAGGUCACAAUGUGUGUGUUCCCGAGACUCCUGGACACAAAGUUGAUGGCUUCCACUCAGCCGUUCAAGGAGCUGAUCAACAACACAUCUCUGGCAGAGUUGGAGAAGCGAGUGAAAGAGGGCCCCUUCAAGUCCCCACAAGUCGAAACGGCAGAAGGCUUCCACAGUUACGACACGGCCCAGGAGCAACUCCACGAGGCCGGGUACGACGCUUACAUCACCGGCCUCUGUUUCGUCUCCAUGGCCAACUACCUGGGAUCUUUUCUGACUCCACCCAAACCACACAUCGCCGCUCGCUCCAAACUAAUCGAUCCGUUCUUCAACAAGCUUUUCCUGAUGAGGAUAAUAGAUAUUCCCUACCUCAACAUCACAGGACCAGAUUUGACCCCUAAAAGAGACCACGUCCUGUAUGUCACCUUCCCUAAAGAAUGGAAGACCAGUGACCUCUACCAGCUCUUUAGUGCCUUUGGAAACAUCCAGGUAUCCUGGAUAGACGACACGUCAGCGUUUGUGUCUCUCAGUCAGACGGAUCAGGUACAGAUAGCGAUGAACACAAGCCGCUACGCAGAGAGUUACAAGAUCCAGACGUACGCAGAGUACAUUAAGGGGAAGCAGAGCAAGGAGAAGGUCGGACAGACGCCCAAAAGUUGGGGCGAGGACGGCUGGAACAAGCCGAACUACACCCCCGCUACGACUGCUGGCUUUGGAUAUCCCAGGGGUUUGGGGAAGCGCAGCAUAAGUCCUGUUCUGGGGGAGCCGGGGACCGGAGACGCUAUGAAGACAGAUGGCUGGAGUAACUACUCGUACCCCGACAGCACGGGCAGCAAGAGGAUGAAAACUGAUGACAAAAGCGGACAAGCAAAUGCCGACGCCAUCGAGAGCAAGACCUCAGAGGGCUGGCUAAAGAUGGCAGAUGCAUCAGAUUCAGCGGGGUCCAGUCCAAUCCCUGAGGAGGGGGAAGAAGAAGAGGAAGAAGGAGAGGAGGAGGUGGAGGAGGGAAGCCCUGAAGGCAACGAUAAUGAAGGCACGGUCACCUGGCAACAAGCCCCCACAUCCAAAGGUCAAAAGAACAAGAAGAAGUCUAAAGGGACUGAAUCCUCCACCUCGCUGUUUGACGUCCCGGAGGUGUGGUAGCGAGAGGUGAGGCGUGGAAGCCUCUGUCCCACAUCUCAGUCUUUCUCAGCACUUGGGUCGUUCUCCUAUCACCUUCGGGAGCUGCUCACCCCCCCCGCCCAAAAUUCUUUUGUUCACUCGACAGCUGCGGACACCGUGUCCAAAGCCAACCGCCGAGCUUCUUCACUGGACUAUUGAAGGAGCGAACACAAGCCAUAACGACAGCUGCCAUAUUUUGAUCUUCUACCAGAGGAGCGGGAAACUCCUCUGGGUAACCGCGCGCACAUCCUUCACUAUAAUCCUAAAAGCUCCAGGAAUGAUCAUUUAUUCAGACUGGAAUCUGUCACUAUGAAACCCGUUUUUAACGACACUGUCACCUCCUAUCAGUCUUAUAUUUUGUGAGUAUGAGUUGUGCAUGUGAGGAGAACCACCGUCAGGUGCUGUAGUUUACGCCGUCAUGGUUAUUUAGUAUUUUAAAGCUGUCCAUUAUUUGGUUCCCUUUUCUUUUUUUUAACAAAAAAAUUGAGUUCUGUCAACUACCCCAGUUUUAUUCCAACAUAUAUAAGCUUAUCAAUAUUAAUGUGGUGUUUAUUGUUGGCGGCACUUUGACCUUUCGCGACUGGUGCUUUGUUUUCGUUUUGUACAGACUUGAUCUUUACCUUUUCUUUGUGUUCAUUGUUUUGUAAACGUGUCGACCUGCAACAAUGUCAAAGUAUGUUCCGGUGUAAACGUUAAGAAGACGUAUACAUUUUUGUAAAACAAAGUUUAAAAGUACUUAAAAUAUUUCCUUAAAAGGGAAAAAAUUAAAGACUGUUUCUUAGUA
Messenger RNA from Eleginops maclovinus (Patagonian blennie), 2979 nucleotides. RefSeq names its product poly(A)-specific ribonuclease (deadenylation nuclease) (gene parn). Gene Ontology annotation, molecular function: poly(A)-specific ribonuclease activity; RNA binding; metal ion binding. The record is from RefSeq and is a predicted model, not a curated record. Gene Ontology annotation, cellular component: nucleus; cytoplasm. NCBI's taxonomy places the organism in Eukaryota, Metazoa, Chordata, Actinopteri, Perciformes, Eleginopidae. Gene Ontology annotation, biological process: nuclear-transcribed mRNA poly(A) tail shortening.